This is a messenger RNA of Fibroporia radiculosa, 1734 nucleotides long. RefSeq lists its product as uncharacterized. The coding region runs from base 1 to 1734 and encodes 577 amino acids. The transcript is spliced from 6 exons. The record is from RefSeq and is a predicted model, not a curated record. Lineage: Eukaryota; Fungi; Basidiomycota; Agaricomycetes; Polyporales; Fibroporiaceae.
AUGACACCUAAGCAGCGAAUACGGGAGUUUCUAUCCGGUAAGUUCGGCAUGAAACGAUGUCAUGAGGUGAAGGAGGAGGAAGAGGUGGAAUCCACCCGGUUCAACUUCGCCGAUUCCGCAGUGACUCGUGGUGACCUAAAAGCCUCCACGCCCACCAAAGUCAUCAAUUUUCCUCGAGGCGCUAACACAGUCCGUCAGUUGAAUCUUACCCACCCACUGUUCCUCUGGGAUAUGACAGACAUACAUACCGGUGACUCACAAGAGACUCUUGCUGUUUGGUCCCUGGACAAGGCGGCCGGCAUCGAGCAUGAACAGACAAACAUGGAAAGCCAAGGCGUUGUUCCAGCUCAGGCGUCUCGCUUGUCGUUCUUCAUGGGUAUUGUCCCCCGACUGCAUUUCCGCCAGGCGAUUGCGCUGCCGCAGUCAGAAGACGAAGAGGACAGCGAAACGCGACGCAACAGAAUAUUUCGACAGAGAAGGAAGCGUAUAAUAUUUAGUUGCAUCGUCCUGGUCAUCGUGCUCCUCGUGGCGAUCCUCCCGCAAGCUAUCGUUCAUGCCGUCAGACGGAGACAAUAUUUUCGGCGACCCAUGACCCAAAUCGGUGUCCCCUCCCCUCGUAGCUGCACCCAGAGUGUCCCGUGGCAUUUUGGUGCACACACAUCGCCGAAACCCGCGAGCUUCCUAGGAUCAACGUAUCAGUACACCGCGACCGCCACGAUUCCUCUCUCCGCUAGCGCGGACGUGCUCGAUCUUGUCACGCAAGAAUAUCAGACGCAUUAUUUGCACGGGUCCGUGGAGUUUCUAAUUGACGAUGGAAGGAAAUACAGCGGGAGCCGCGACGUGCAUGUGGAGGUCACAGCAUUCGUGGAUGACAGAGAAGACCUGCGACACAGCACCAUGCUGUGCCAGUUGCGCUCUGCGCCAGAAUCCGAAGGCGCAGCGCUGAUUAUGCACGACCCGCGCUAUAGAGGUAGACGUUCACGCCGGAUGGCGUUUUCGGUCAAGGUCGUCUUUCCCUCCUCGGAAGGUUCUCCGCUGCACAUCAAGCGAUUCCAGACGAAUAUGCCUCGGUUCAUCCACAACGUUGGGGAUCUACAUGACCGCUUGUUUUUCCAGCACAUUCUGCUGCGGACUGUCGACGAGCCUGUUCAUUCUCUGGGGGGCGAGAUGAUCCGGAUCACGACUGCCAACGGCCUCAUCAAAGGAUCGUUGGACGCAAAGUCUUCCCUGAGCCUGCACACGCAGAAUGCUCCUAUAGAGGUGGACGCUCGUGUCAUGGCAAGCGACGCGGCCAAGCGUAGUGUUGUCUCCAUCCAAACCACGAACGCCCAUAUUUCGGCCAACGUCAGCCUCCUUGCGCAACACGACAGUGCCACGUUCACGACCUUCUUUGCGACGACCAACGCCGCCCUCGACAUCGCCAUCCCGGCGAUUCCGCUCGGGAGCCUGGUGGACAUGCGUGCCUGCACGCUGAACGCGCCUGCAACCGUGCGCAUGCCCAAGACGUUCCACGGACACUUCGAUCUCGCGUCGCUGGACUGGCACCCGCCCCGAGUGCACUUCGACGCGAGCGCGGAAGAUCCGGAGCAUAGGCGGCAGGUGGAGAUACGCCCGCAGUCAGGCGACAGCUAUGUGCAGGGCAACAUUUACCUCGUCGGUCAUGAAAAACCGCGGAUGGGUGGGACUGCCAUACAUGUUAUGGCAUCAAACAGCGAAGUGGACCUCUUCCUUUGA